Molecule: messenger RNA, 2464 nt
Organism: Panthera uncia (snow leopard)
Lineage: Eukaryota; Metazoa; Chordata; Mammalia; Carnivora; Felidae
Product: homeobox protein Hox-A2
Exons: 2
Coding region: 1022-2152 (376 amino acids)
Biological process (GO): regulation of DNA-templated transcription
Molecular function (GO): DNA-binding transcription factor activity, RNA polymerase II-specific; DNA binding
Source: RefSeq, a predicted model, not a curated record
AGGGCAUGCGGGAGGGGUUUGGGGAAGGAGAGGUGGACAGAGGAGAGAGGGAAGGGGACAGGGGGGAAGAGGAAAAGAGGGAAGGAAAGAGAGGAAGGAAAACAGGAAUCACUUCUGAGAUCCAGUAACUGGUUUUAGAAAAGGCAGAGGAAAAUGGAAAUAAAAGAGGGGAGACCCCAAAAUGAAUCCUCUUUUCUGUGUCUUCUCUCUCUGUCUGUCUCUGUCUGUCUCUCUCCCUCACUCCUCCUUCCCUCUCUCUUUCUUCUCCCAGUCUCAUCUCCCCUCUCCCUCUGCUCCUUCCUCCUGCCUUAGCAGAACUUAUGUGGCUGGGAUGCGGGGCUCUCGGGUGUCAAAACUUUGAAGAUUAAUGGAUUACUUUGUUAAUGACUGCAGGCGUCAGACUGAGGUGCUUAGAUGAUUUGUGAGGUGCGAGGCGUCUUCCCGACAGUCCCAAACAAUGCGCGGAGUGUGCGGGGGAGUUAGAGGGCGGCCGCCGGCGGGCCCGGCAGCAGGGCUCACACUCGCACACACUCACACACUCACACACACUCCCAAGCGCACACACCAGGUUCUGUGCUGAUCAGGAGGCAGGCAGGCACCCUCGCCCCCACGCACUCCCGGGCAUCCCCACCCACACCCACAUAUAUGUAUUUUUGCCCUGAAAAAAGUGUAAAUAAAGCCUCGCUGGCCCCCAAUGAGGCGUUCCUUCCCGACUUUUUUGGAUCAAUCAAACAGACAGUGGCUUCUUUUGAUUAAAGCCCAAAUUGUCAUUGGGCAGAAGCAAUCAUGUGACAGCCAAUUCGGUCCAAUUUCAACCUUGUCUCCAUGAAUUCAAUAGUUUAAUAGUAGCGCGGUCCCCAUACGGCUGUAAUCAGUGAAUUAGAAAAAAAACACCCCAGCAGCGAUCUUCUAUGAUAGAUUUUUUUUUUCCUCUGCUCUCGCCUUUUUCCCGGGCCUUGCCCCCCCAAAGCCCCUCCAGAAGAGGGAACUUUUUCUCCGAGGGGGCUCCAAGGAGAAGGCCAUGAAUUACGAAUUUGAGCGAGAGAUUGGUUUUAUCAAUAGCCAGCCGUCGCUCGCUGAGUGCCUGACAUCUUUUCCCCCUGUCGCUGAUACAUUUCAAAGUUCAUCAAUCAAGACCUCGACGCUUUCACACUCGACACUGAUUCCUCCUCCUUUUGAGCAGACCAUUCCCAGCCUGAACCCGGGCAGUCACCCUCGCCACGGCGCUGGCGGCCGCCCCAAGCCGAGCCCCGCGGGCAGCCGCGGCAGCCCAGUGCCCGCCGGCGCCCUGCAGCCGCCCGAAUACCCCUGGAUGAAGGAGAAGAAGGCGGCCAAGAAAACCGCGCUGCCGCCCGCCUCGGCCGCCGCCGCCGCCGCCGCCGCCACCGGCCCUGCCUGCCUCAGCCACAAAGAAUCCCUGGAAAUCGCCGAUGGCAGCGGCGGGGGCUCCCGACGCCUGAGAACUGCUUACACCAACACGCAGCUUUUAGAGCUGGAGAAAGAAUUUCAUUUCAACAAGUACCUUUGCAGACCCCGAAGGGUGGAAAUCGCAGCGCUGCUGGAUCUGACUGAGAGACAAGUGAAAGUGUGGUUUCAGAACCGGAGGAUGAAGCACAAGAGGCAGACCCAGUGCAAGGAGAACCACAACAGCGAGGGGAAAUUUAAAAGCCUCGAAGACUCUGAGAAAGUGGAGGAGGACGAGGAAGAGAAGUCGCUCUUUGAGCAAGCCCUGAGCGUCUCCGGGGCCCUUCUGGAGAGGGAAGGUUACACUUUUCAGCAAAAUGCCCUCUCUCAGCAGCAGGCUCCCAAUGGACACAAUGGCGACUCCCAAAGUUUCCCAGUUUCGCCUUUAACCAGCAAUGAGAAAAAUCUGAAACAUUUUCAGCACCAGUCACCCACUGUUUCUAACUGCUUGUCAACAAUGGGCCAGAACUGUGGCUCAGGCCUAAACAAUGACAGUCCCGAGGCCCUCGAGGUCCCCUCUUUGCAGGACUUUAACGUUUUUUCCACAGAUUCCUGCCUGCAGCUUUCAGAUGCAGUCUCGCCCAGUUUGCCAGGUUCCCUCGACAGUCCCGUAGAUAUUUCAGCUGACAGCUUUGACUUUUUUACAGACACACUCACCACAAUCGACUUGCAGCAUCUGAAUUACUAAAAACAUUAAAGCAAAACAAAGCAUCACAAAACAAAAACCCCUUUGACCAGGUGCUUUUGCCUUCUUUUAUUCUGAGAGUUGAUUUUUAUUUUCUUUUCUUCCUGACCUACCCUCUCUCUCCUCUAAAUGUGGAAGAUUUUCUGUUUAGUGAUUCUCCUGGUCCAGUUUCAGAGCCAUCUUUUACAGAUUAUUUUGGAGUUUUAGUUGUUCUAAAUCUAAUCCAACACCCCUCUAUGUGAUUUCCUGAAAGCAAUAUAUGAGGCCUGCAAGAAAGUGAUCAUAUACUUGUAUCUUCACUUUCUUUUUAUUUUU